UGCCCAGGUUGUCCUCGGUCCGUUCAUCCAGCUCUUCGCAUUGUGUUGCAGAAGAGUUAGCGCCGCGCCCUGCAUUCAACCAAACUUGAGGAGUUAGCAUGUAUUUACAUAAAAUGUAUGUAUUCCGUAAUUAACAAAUGCAAACAACAAAAAAAGAUCGAUUCUGAAACACAGUGGAUUAUAAACAAGACGUUUUGGAAAAUAAGCUACACUAAGGAGAAGAUUAAGAAGUCUGGUUCCACACUCCUGAAGGGCAGUAGCAGCUGACGCAGAGACUCCAGGAGGACGGAAAGCAGGGAAGAGAUCAGCCGAGGGAAGGAAGGAUGGAGAAACAUCAGUGCUACUACAAUGAGACCAUAGAGUUCUUCUACAACAGGAGCGACAAGAACAUCAGCACUGUGUGGAAGACCAAAGACUACAUGGUGGUCAGCAUGGGGCUCACGGUGUGCUUCGUCGUCAUGCUGGCCAACAUCCUGGUCAUGACGGCCAUCAUCAUCAACAAACGCUUUCACUACCCCAUCUACUACCUCCUGGGCAACCUCGCGGCCGCUGACCUCUUCGCAGGCAUCUCCUACAUGUACCUCAUGUUCCACACGGGCCCCUGGACCAUGAAGCUCGACCAGAAGCAGUGGUUCUUGCGCCAGGGCUUGCUGGACACCAGCCUCACGGCUUCCGUGGCCAACCUGCUGGCUGUGGCCGUGGAACGGCACCAGACUAUCUUCACCAUGCAGCUCCACAGCAAGAUGACCAACCAGCGUGUCAUCUUCCUGAUCGUGUCCAUCUGGCUGGUGGCGAUCCUGUUGGGCCUCAUCCCCAGCAUGGGCUGGAACUGCGUGUGUGACCUGAAAGGCUGCUCCAGCAUGGCCCCCCUCUACAGCCGCAGCUACCUGAUCUUCUGGGGGGUGCUGAACCUGUUCACCUUCACCAUCAUGGUGGGGGUCUACACCCACAUCUUCGUGUACGUAAAGAGGAAGACCCUGCGCAUGUCCCAGCAUACCUCUCACCCCAAGCAAAAGGAAACCGUCGUCAACCUCAUGAAAACCGUCACCAUGAUCCUCGGUGCCUUUGUGAUCUGCUGGACCCCUGGGCUGGUUAUCCUCAUUCUGGACGGGGUGAACUGCGUGAGCUGCAAAGUCCUGCUGUAUGAGAAGUACUUCCUGGUGCUGGCGGAGUGUAACUCGCUGGUCAACCCCAUCAUCUACUCGUACCGCGACCAGGAGAUGCGCAACACCUUCAAGCGCAUCCUGUGCUACGUGUGUCGGCGCCACCGGCCCUGCGACGACACGCCCGCCGUGGCCUUCUCCACCCUGCGCUCCGAGAAUGGGAACCCGCACUCCCACUCCAACUCCCUGGUGUGAGGAAAAGACAUGACCAGGGACCUUCAUUUAAUACAAAUUGUAAUGGAAUACAAUUUAGAUUUCCAUCCUCCAGAGUGACUUUUGCCUCAGAGGACAUUCAUUUUACACCAGGAAGAGACGCAACGCUCUCGCACGUCCGUUACAAUACCGUUGUAUUUCCCCAGCGGACUGAGGGAGCGUUUGCUCACUUCUGCGACGAGACAAGAGAUUCUGUUUUCGUUUUUUCUUUUCUGCACGAUAAAUGCAAUACGUUGUUUGUUUUCUGAAGGUUUUUUUUUUUUUCCCCCAGACUUGCUCGGCAGCAGCAAGGUUUUCAUUACAGCGUGGUUUUAAGAGCCUGGCAAGGAUCUGGGAUUGCACUGGAGACGGUAGACAAAGGGGACGAGAGGGACGUAGAGGAACGGUUUGGCACUCUGUGUUGUGUACAGCAUAUCCUCCUAGAAUAGCGUUGACGUAAGUCUCUCUUCAAGAUAAUCACAGCCUAUAGCAGUGGCAGGGAGCCCGGAUAGCUGUACAGUGCCUCGGUUCGUUUCCUCACUGCAGCUGCAGUUAGAGACGUUUUUGUUCAUGAACUGUGUAAAGGCCCUCAUGAAAGGGUAAUAAUAUUUCUCAAGAUUAUAUUUUUGCUAUGCUUGUAAAGUGUAUUUAAGAAAAAAUAAGAUUUAGGAGAAGGAAAUGGGACCAUGACCCAGACGUCUUGUUGUACAUCAUUUGCAUGCUUUUACUCUGUUGUCAUUUUGCUGUCUCUCUUUGAUUCUUCCAAAAUGAUGUUCUAGUCUACUCAUAAAGUAGUUAUAAGGAAAUAUCCAACCAGCAAGUCAAACUUUUAAAUUUCUUCAAUUUCAUUUCAACUGCAUUGCCAGCAAUUAAAAAAACAGGGCAGAGUUAGAGGUUAAAUAACCACAUUUUCAUUUUAAAUAUGCAAACAUUUAGCAAUUA
Molecule: messenger RNA, 2297 nt
Organism: Acipenser ruthenus (sterlet)
Lineage: Eukaryota; Metazoa; Chordata; Actinopteri; Acipenseriformes; Acipenseridae
Product: lysophosphatidic acid receptor 1-A-like
Exons: 3
Coding region: 324-1358 (344 amino acids)
Biological process (GO): G protein-coupled receptor signaling pathway
Cellular component (GO): membrane
Molecular function (GO): lysophosphatidic acid receptor activity
Source: RefSeq, a predicted model, not a curated record